UUCACGUCUGCUGACGCAGCAUCCGGCAGCUCCUCGUCGUGCAGAUACGUAAAGGGUCAAUGGUCGGAAUGCGAUGCGAAUACCAACACGCGGUCGCGCACUCUGAACCUCAAGAAGGGCGACAAAUCCUGCGAACAGACCAAGACUAUACAGAAGAAGUGCAAGAAAGCAUGUCGAUAUGAGAAGGGCACGUGGAGCGGAUGCGCGAAUCAAAUGAUGACGAGAAUCGAUAAUCUGAAAGCGAACAGCGAUACAUCCUGCGAGAAGACGCGACGGCUCACCAAGAGGUGUAAACCGGAGACCAACACCAAGAAAUCUGCCAAAGGUGAAAGGUCGAACAAGAAAUCGAACAAGCAGUAAUUAUCCGCCGAUAUCUUCAAUCGUUUCUUCUAAUCGGGCAACGAAAGCGCACUCUCUCAUCUCCACGAUUCCCCCUACCUUCUUUCGAUCCCUUAUCCAAUCGCCAAUUGAUUGCGAGGCAGGAUUGCGUAAAUUCGUAUCGCGAUCGCCGAUCGAAGCGUUUCUCACACAUACUGCCUAGGAGUCAUUUGCAUUUCGGACGCAGCGACACGUGCCACGUGACUGCAACCCGUUUUUCAAGGUGCGCGCGCUGCCGUCGGUUAAUUACUGUUAAUAAUUCUUCUGGGAUAGUGCACAACACGUUUCGGUGAUCACAUCUGUUCUCGGCAGUAACUCGGUUAUUAACCCUUCCGAGAUUUUCUUGUAUCAUUUCGCCGCGAUACUUCAUAUCAGAUACGCGUAAAUAUUAUAUAGCUUAAACGUUUCGACGAUUUUUAGAUCCCCGAGCAAACCCGAGAUCAAUUAUAUCUAAUAACAGAUCCGGGCUCGAAUGGAAAAUAUCGUAUUCGUUUUAAGCGUACGGCUGUCGGAGAGACUCUUCUAUCUAACCCAUUGACAUAAUUUGCAACGAGUAGAGAAGUUAUUGAUCGCAUAAAGGUAUUCUAAAAAUGGACGUUGGCGAGAUCUUGGAGGGUUAAGCCGCGCAAUCAACCGGAGAAUCGAUUGGGAACCGAUACGUAACAUGUUCGAGAUGACGAAAGCUAAACACGGCCAAUCGUCAGUAGUGAUGCAGCUUAUGCAAUUGAAUCUUGACGAAUUCGUGACAUCCGAGCAUCUCUCUCUUGACGCGGAACUUUUUCCAUGACUUUCGUAUUAUCGGAUACAUCUGAAGAUCUGCAAGGAUUCAGGAGUUAGUUUUUUCCAGCGUGUUCUUGCAAAAUCUGCACCACUGGUCGUUCGAUUAACGAGCGUAGCACACAUCGUAGAGCUCCCUGACUAGAAGCAGCCGCCAUUUCGGAGGUUCGCAGAGGAGAUAAGAUCAUCCGCCAAAGCUGUUCUCUCGUCUUCCCGCAGCGAUAUUACAUUAUUAUUAAUAUUAUUAAUAUUAUUAUUGUUUAUCACAACAAGUAGCAGCGAUUCCCCUUUGGCUUAGCUGCUGAUCCACUUAAGAUCAUGUACAAUAUUUGUCAUACUAAACAGCUUUCAUUCGAUUUGUCACAUAAAUAUACAAUGUUCGGUGUUCAAAGUAACUGUGUCCUGUGUCAUGUAACAUGCGCGAGAUAUUCCGACAAUUAUUACGCCGUCGCGAAGGUUCGUCUGUUUAUAAACGAAGAUGUAUACUCGAGGGUGCCGUACCGAUGGCAUUUUCAAAUCAUGGCGAAUCAAAAAGUGUGAAAUCAAAAUGAAUCAAAAUGAUCAAAAAAAAAAAAAGGAACGCAUCAAAAAUGACAUUUGUCGAGGGAAUUAAUUAAAAAUGUGGAAGUAUACUAUAUAUAAAUAUAUCUAUAUAUUUAGUACACAGAAUGUUCGCGCGAGCCUAAUGAAUUUUUCCGGAAUCCUCCGCGCCUCUCUCGGCAGGACGUUGUCACUUCCGAUGUUAAUAUUCGCAGUUAACGUUAUAAUAAUAAUGUAUCAAGUGAUAACUGGCAAAUAUGGAAACUCGCCAAUGAGCAUGAAAAUCAAACUGAAAUAACUCGUCGUCUCAUCAAGCAUGCACGCUCGCGCGUGC
Molecule: messenger RNA, 2029 nt
Organism: Pogonomyrmex barbatus (red harvester ant)
Lineage: Eukaryota; Metazoa; Arthropoda; Insecta; Hymenoptera; Formicidae
Biological process (GO): mesoderm morphogenesis
Cellular component (GO): extracellular region
Molecular function (GO): heparin binding; growth factor activity
Source: RefSeq, a predicted model, not a curated record